Glycine soja is the source of this 669-nucleotide messenger RNA. RefSeq lists its product as uncharacterized. The coding region runs from base 1 to 669 and encodes 222 amino acids. The transcript has a single exon. NCBI's taxonomy places the organism in Eukaryota, Viridiplantae, Streptophyta, Magnoliopsida, Fabales, Fabaceae. The record is from RefSeq and is a predicted model, not a curated record.
AUGGCUAUCAACUUUCUAAAUGACAUCGAAAGACAACCUAUUCAGAUGCAUAGAAGAGAUGGGUGGGUGUGGAGGGGAGAUCCAAGCGGUCAUUAUACGGCACAAUCAAAUUACAAUUUGUUGAGGGAAGAAACAGCCGAUGGGAUCCAGGACAGUGUUUAUCACGAAUUAUGGAAAUUGAAGGUGCCACUUAAGUGUACAAUAUUCGCUUGGAGGCUACUUAGAGAUAGGUUACCUACCAAAAUUAAUUUACACAGAAGACAAGUAGAGGUCUCGGAUACCAGCUGUCCUUUAUGCAGGAAUGCGGUGGAAGAUGCAGGCCAUUUGUUCUUCCAUUGCAGAAAAGUCACCCCCAUAUGGUGGGAAUCAUCAUCAUGGGUGAGCCAAUCUGCUGCUUUCCCGAAAGACCCAAAGAUGCAUUUCCUACAACAUGAUCCAUCAAUGGUUGAUGGAUUGAGGGCUAAAAGAUGGAAAUGGUGGUGGAUAGUUGUCACAUGGACUAUUUGGAAGCAAAGAAAUAAGCUGAUAUUCUCCAAUGAUUUUUUUGACAGCAACAAAGUCAUGGAUGAUGCAGUCUUUUUACUUUGGACGUGGUUGCGGAAUUUAGAGAAGGAUUUUUCCAUGCAUUUUAACCAAUGGUCUAGUAACAUUUCUGCAAGGUUCAUGUAA